This is a messenger RNA of Psammomys obesus (fat sand rat), 1685 nucleotides long. It is a transcript of the gene Nufip1, whose product is annotated as nuclear FMR1 interacting protein 1. NCBI's taxonomy places the organism in Eukaryota, Metazoa, Chordata, Mammalia, Rodentia, Muridae. Gene Ontology annotation, biological process: box C/D snoRNP assembly. Gene Ontology annotation, molecular function: RNA binding. Bases 34 to 1500 code for a protein of 488 amino acids. The record is from RefSeq and is a predicted model, not a curated record. Gene Ontology annotation, cellular component: nucleus. The transcript is spliced from 10 exons.
UGCACUUUUGGGGCACCGUGCGCGCUAGCUGCGAUGGCAGAGCCGGCCCCCGCGGCGUGGCCUUCAGCCCCGGAGCUGACUCCGGCGCUGGGGACCACGAGCGAGGCUGCCCCUGCGCGGGACAACUGGGUGUUCUGGGCCAUGCUGCCGCCGCCGCCACCUCCUCUGUCGUCGCCGGCCGCGCGGUCCGAGCCGAGCCAGCCGGGGCAGCCCCACGUGCAGACUCAGCCUCUCCCCGGAACGCUUCCCCCGUUCGAUGCUCAGAUUCUCCCCGCGGCGCAGCCCCCUUUCGAUGCCCAGGCCCCGCAGGAUGUCCAGCCUCAGUUCGGCGGCCAGCCGGUCUGGAAUUAUCCAAGCUCGACGCCCUGGUACUGGGGGCUGUCUCCUAAUGGUUUUCCCACCUACCACACGCCCUACCACCCUCCGGUUACACAUUCUUAUUAUCCACGAACACAUGAUGCAAAAUUCAGUGACUUCAGUUUUCCUCAAAACAGAAAACAGAGAAAGAAGAAAAAAAAGGAACCGGUUUUCCACUUUUUCUGUGAUACCUGUGAUCGUGGCUUUAAAAAUCAAGAAAAGUAUGACAUACACAUGUCUGAACAUACAAAAUGCCCUGAAGUAGAUUGCUCUUUUAGUGCGCAUGAGAAGAUUGUCCAGUUCCAUUGGAAAAAUAUGCAUGCUCCUGGUAUGAAGAAGAUCAAACUGGACACUCCAGAGGAGAUUGCAAGAUGGAGGGAAGAAAGAAGAAAAAACUACCCAACUUUGGCCAAUAUUGAAAGGAAGAAAAAGUUACAACUCGAAAAGGAGAAAAGAGGAGAAGUGUUGACAACGACACAGUAUGGCAAAAUGAAGGGCAUGUCCAGACAUUCACAGAUGGCCAAGAUCAGAAGUCCUGGUAAACAUCAUAAAUGGAAAAGUGCCGGGGCUAGACAGAGAACAGUCACUGGACUAGGCAAUCGUGCCAGAGAGCCAAAGCCUGAAGCUCCAUCCAAGGUUAUUGUAGACCCUCUCAGUGCUUUGAUACACAGUGACUCUGAGUCUGAUAAGGAAGAGAAACCACAAAGGACUAUAGUGCCUAAGGAGGUGACUCCAGCCUUAUGUUCGCUGAUGAGCAGCUAUGGCAGUGUUUCCGGGUCAGAGAGUGAACCAGAAGAAACGCCCAUCAAGACUGAGGCAGAUGUUCUGCAAGAACACCAGGUUCUUCAGAGCAGCCCCCCCAAGAGCCCAAGACAAAGUGUUAAAUCACCUGGCAGAACUGUCUCAAGAGCCAGGUGGGGGGACCACCAGAGGAAUGGUUUCAGAAAGAUAAUCCUGAAGCGGAAAAAGGGUCAUCACCACCCAUUAUUUGAGCCAAGAACACGCCACCCAUAUCUCCUGGAAAUGCUUCUGGCUCCAGACAUUCGACAUGAAAGAAAUGUGAUUUUGCAGUGUGUUCGAUAUAUCAUCAAAAAAGACUUUUUUGGACUUAACACUAAUUCUGUGAAAGCUGAAGAUGUGUAAAUGCCUCGUGUUUCUGCACAGCAAGUGAGGCUGUGAGAGAGCUCCGUCCUUGAGUAAACAGAGGAAACCAACAAUUUCUAAAGACGGGAUCAGAAAUUAAACUGUAAGACAAGUGGGAUGCUACAUUGGAUUUUAAGUCUGUCUUUUGGCUUUAUGCAAAUAAAUGCACAGCUGGUCUUUUUAAA